UUUAUUUAGCUAGUUCGUAUUCUAUGUAAUCUUUCUAAAAUGUUUAUUGGUUUACAAAAGCUCACGCACACCACCAAAGACGAUCAGCUGUCAAAAAGCGUCGGCUUUGCGAAUAAAAAAAAGUUGGUGCAAGCUGUGAAACGAGAUCGAGCUGCGUUUUGUGUACGAGAAGAAAAAGUGAAUUGAUGUAUUUUUCUGUAAAUUUAGUUCUUGUGUAAAUGUACAAUCACUGUUUGGUGUAUUAACUUCAUUUGAUGUAAUGUUAUGAACGAAAGAACCGAUUACAAUCCAUGUAAAGUUGGGGCUUUCGGUCCGUGAGAGUUUUUUCGUUUCCUCUUCAUAGCUUCUUGUUGUGUUGGUAAUAUUUGUGCUCAGAAACAUUGGAGUGUGCGGGUUAAAGAGACGUUUGGCGGAAUAACGACGUGCUACGGAAAACGUUUUACCACCUGCACUAAAAGCACGCCAAGCAAGCAUCGUCGCCACGGCAACCAAGAUCAUGUCACUACGAGGAUUUCGAAAGUGUACCCAGAAUGGGAUUGAGGAUGGUACCGAAAUCGCAGUUUAAAAUUAAGUUGGUUAAAUGUAGCGGCCACAUUCAAUCAAACCCAAUCCGCAUCGAUCAUAUUCCAUAGCAAGGGCUCAAUUUCCUGCUAUGUGCGGCUCAAGAUUCUAAUAGGCCAAUAUUAAGGCUUAAUCCCUCCUGCACAUCGUUACAUAAAACAGAAACACGUAAAAACUCCUUCUACAUCUAACUUUUUUUUUUAUUAAACUGCGAUUUUUUAGAUUCGAAACUGUCUCUUAUUCCUGGACGGAAGCGAAUUCAGAUGAUGGGAGACAGUGACAGCGAAAGCGAUACAUCAUCUAUUCCGAUUAAGCCUGUACCGAUCCCGGUCGUGGGAGCCGUAAAAGACAAUGGGACCACAACAUCUGCUGCUGCGUUAACUGUGAAAGAGAAAGAAUUGCGACUUCAGACAGUUCGACGCGCAUGCAUGGAAAUUGAUGCAAUGUUGCUACAAACAGCUUUAAUGUCCAACGAAUGGGACGUCGACAAAGCAAUUGCAGAACUCAAGAAAUCUGCUUUCAAACGCAAAAUUAUUGUAAGCCCAUCACCCGUAAAACCAGCACCAUCUGAACCAAAGGCUCAGAAUGGAGCUGGUCAAAAUGAGCGGCACGCAAAAAAGAGACGCGUCCAAGAAUCAAACAAGAGUGAAGAUGAAAGUGAUUACGAUUCGGACCGUCCUACACAGCUCGUAUUCGAUAGCGAUGAAGAUAGCGAUGGGCACGGAGGGUAUAGCCAUGGAAAGUUGACGGGCGAACGGAAAGGCGUUUUAGAAUUUCUCAAUUCUGCUGCAUUGCAUGAGUUAGAUUGUGUUAAAUCGCUAUCGAUGAAGAAAAUUGAGCUUUUGUUAGAAUUACGCCCAUUCAAGGAUUGGAAAAAUCUGGUAGAAAAAUUGAAAUCUCAUAGAUCCCUGCAAACCGAUAUAUUGAACAACACGCAAGAGUACCUAACGCGUCGGAACAAUAUAGUAGCGGUGAUGGGAAAGUGUAAGAAAAUUGUUAAAAAGUUGGAGGAAGCGAUAGCGUCUGGCGACACGCUGGUUGAGCAGCCGGGAAAUAUAGGGGAGGGACUGAAAUUAGCGGAGUAUCAGCUCGUUGGAUUGAACUGGCUUACCAUCAUGCACCGCCACAAUAUGAACGCAAUUCUGGCCGACGAAAUGGGACUCGGAAAGACAAUUCAGAUCAUUGCGUUCCUGGCAUGGUUGAAAGAAAACUGUCAUCAAGAACGGCCGUCUCUGGUGGUGGUUCCAUCUUCUACCAUGGACAACUGGGAGCAGGAACUUGUGAAAUGGUGCCCCGAACUGGUAAUAUUGAAAUAUUACGGAAAUCAAGCCGAUCGUCGUAUGAUACGCGUAGACUGGGCGAAAAAUGGCAUCAACGAGGUAGACGUCGUGUUGACUACGUACCACAUGAUGGGUGCAUCGGGCGAAGAGAGAAAAAUGUGGCGCGUAACGCAGUUCGAUUACGUUGUGUUCGACGAGGCACAUAUGCUGAAGAAUGUUCAUUCGCAGCGAUACCAAAAUCUUAUGCGUAUUAAUGCCAAGCGUCGCAUCCUGUUGACGGGUACACCGUUACAGAACAAUCUGCUCGAGCUCAUGUCGUUGCUCUGUUUCGUAAUGCCCAAGCUAAUCGGUACCAAGUUGGAUGAUAUUAGAGCAAUGUUUCAGGGCAAGAAACCAACCAAAGGUGAUAUCGAGGAGCAACUAACUUCGUUUGAAAAAAAUCAAAUUGAUCGCGCUAAAUUGAUAAUGAAGCCGUUUGUACUCCGUCGUCUCAAACAGGAUGUGCUACAGAUGCUGCCUCCCAAAACGGACAUUAUUCUUAAAACGCCCAUGAUCGACUCACAAAAGGAGAAAUAUAAUGAAGUUGUAAACGAGUAUCAAAAGGCUACUGGAGUUAUCAAGGAAAAUACGGAAAUUAGCGGAAUGUCCAUCAUGAUGGAAUUAAGAAAACUGGCCAAUCAUCCUUUGCUAUUGAGGUAUUAUUACUCCGACGAUGAUGUGCGACAAAUUGCAAGAAAAUUAGCAACCGAUCCGGACUAUAAAGGUAACAAUGCUGAUGAAAUUUUCUACGACAUUGCAUACCUAUCCGACUUCAAGCUAUACACAAUGCGCGACAAAUAUACGACAUUGUAUGACCUGCGGUUACCUGAGAAGCUGAUUACGUCUUCGGGAAAAUUUCGCCAGCUGGAUAAAUUAUUGCCGAAGAUGAAGGAGGAAGGGCAUCGUGUAUUGAUCUUCAGCCAGUUUACCAUGAUGCUGGAUAUUAUGGAAAAGUACCUACACAUUCGAAAGUACGGUUUCUUGAGACUAGAUGGUGCGACGGCCGUCACCGAGCGCCAGGAACUGAUUGAUCGGUACACGCAAGAUCCAAAUCUUUUCAUAUUCCUGCUGUCAACAAAGGCGGGUGGUUUGGGCAUUAAUUUGACCGCGGCUGAUACUGUAAUCAUACACGACAUUGACUUCAAUCCGUACAAUGACAAGCAGGCAGAGGAUCGCGCUCAUCGAAUGGGUCAGAAGAAACCCGUUACGAUUUACAAGCUCGUAUCGGAAGGUACGAUCGAGGAAGGCAUGCUAACGAUUGCGCAGCAGAAAUUACAAUUGGAGAAGGAUGUUACUGUGGAGAAUGGCAAUAAUCCGGUGGACGAUCACAAAUGCAUGGUUGGAUUGUUAACGAUGGCGCUGAGCAUGGACGAGAAGAAGGCAGAAACAAUACUGAAAAACGAAUCUCCCAUGAAAAAACCGAUGGAAGAGGAGUUUUAAUUACUUCCCGCAUGGAAGAAAUGUUCAUGUUAGAAUUACCUUUUUUGUUGGCGGGAACCUCGUUAAAUUGAUUGUUGAAAAAAUAACCAGUAGAUGCUUGUAAGUAUCUUUUUACGAAUGAACGUCAACAGUUCACGGCUCGGCUAAUGUGUGUAAUCGGAAUUGACUUAAUUUCUGAAGAAUACAUUUUUUUAUAAGCUAUAUUUAUACGAUGAUCGAA
Molecule: messenger RNA, 3540 nt
Organism: Anopheles funestus (African malaria mosquito)
Lineage: Eukaryota; Metazoa; Arthropoda; Insecta; Diptera; Culicidae
Gene: Etl1
Product: SWI/SNF-related matrix-associated actin-dependent regulator of chromatin subfamily A containing DEAD/H box 1 homolog
Exons: 6
Coding region: 825-3320 (831 amino acids)
Cellular component (GO): nucleus
Molecular function (GO): chromatin binding; ATP binding; ATP-dependent chromatin remodeler activity
Source: RefSeq, a predicted model, not a curated record